Gopherus evgoodei (Goodes thornscrub tortoise) is the source of this 2036-nucleotide messenger RNA. It is a transcript of the gene ERH, whose product is annotated as ERH mRNA splicing and mitosis factor. The transcript is spliced from 4 exons. Bases 126 to 440 code for a protein of 104 amino acids. The record is from RefSeq and is a predicted model, not a curated record. NCBI's taxonomy places the organism in Eukaryota, Metazoa, Chordata, Testudines, Testudinidae.
UAUGGUAGGGAGGUAGGGGCUGGUUGGCGGAGUGUUUCCGGUUAGCGUGGGGGAUUGCGGGUGACCGUUGGGAACUGUACGUUCGGGACCGUCACAGUCGGCGGGGCUGUGGAGAACGAGUCGCCAUGUCUCACACAAUUUUGCUUGUUCAGCCUACCAAGAGGCCAGAAGGGAGAACAUAUGCCGACUAUGAGUCGGUGAAUGAGUGCAUGGAAGGAGUUUGUAAAAUGUAUGAAGAACAUCUGAAGAGAAUGAAUCCCAACAGCCCAUCCAUUACAUAUGACAUCAGCCAGUUGUUUGAUUUUAUUGAUGACCUGGCAGACCUUAGCUGUCUUGUUUACCGUGCUGACACUCAGACAUACCAACCCUACAAUAAAGACUGGAUAAAGGAGAAGAUCUACGUCCUCCUCCGCAGGCAGGCUCAGCAAGCAAGCAAAUAAUGGGGCAGCCUCAUUAUGGGGCUUGGGGAGGGCUUGGACAACAGGUGUGUACAGUAGUAGAAGUUUUGUAUUAUAGUCAUCCUGUUGUCAUCUUGUUAAACUCUAGUCAAGACUGAAUGUAUUGUUAGCGACACAAGGAUUUUGUUCAGUUUGAAACCCUUUUUUUAGUGUAAAUGAAGAAGAAAAUGUAACAUCUUUGGCAGGGAUUUAACUUUGUUUCUCUCUGGUCGGCUAACAAUCCUACUUUUGUUCAACCCCCUAGGGCUGUUCAUAUGCUUUGCCAGAUUCACUGUGUCUGCCCUUCUGCGGGAUAUCCAACUAUUAGUUAUGUCAUUGAGACAAAAGACUUAGCGGAAAAUAAAAUGAAUACUCUUUAGUUAAAUCAUGUGUGUGCUGGACUUCUUAUCUGACUCCUAAAGCACUUUAGAGUAAUUUAAAUCCUACUGGUCAGUGUGCUGUAUAACAGGGAUUGGAAGGCAUGUGUGGACUGAACUAUGAAAGAUUUUCUAUUGCAUAGCAUAUAGCUUUAUAUGAGCAAACUUUUUCCUAAGUGCUGCAAAACAAUAAGGUCGGUAAACAAAACUGAUGUGUCUCUUGGACUGAGUGCUUAUGGCUUUGAGAGAGAGCCUGGAAUAAAGAAAGCUGAAAAUAAAAAAAAUUAAAUUGGGAAUAUUGUGGAAGACUUUAUAGUAAGUGAAAAGGUUGUGAAAUUGCCAUCACAAGUUUCACGGGGCUGAAAGCAGAGCAACUGAGGCAAAGGAAGAUGUUGCCAAUCUGCUUUACUUUUAACUUCAAUGCCUAGCAUUUGGAGAAAGGAAGUCUUUGUUAAAGAUUCAACAUUACAUCUUCCACGGAGAGAGCUUGUAAUACAUGCCCCUCAAGAAAACCUCCAGCAGCACCAUGCUAGACCAUUCCUGACAGUUCUAAUAUUUGAAAGGGAAAAAAUGGGGGGCAGAAAAAUUAAAAAUAGCUUUCCAACCUUCUUUACACAUCACAGGGAAGCAAAAAAGGCACAACCCAGUUUUAUAAACAGCACUUGCAUCAUCUCAUUAAGUAGAGCUACAUUUCUAUGAUGUUACUAGCAGCAUGGGCACUGAACAUGGAAUCUUCUGACAAGCAAAAUGACUGUGAAACCAGAAAAAAAUAACACUUCUGUCUUCAGCCAUUUUGAAUUAGAAUAAAGUAUAUCAGUUACUUAUAAUCAAGGCCUUUGUUUUCAGUUAUUACUGAUUUUUACCAAAAAUUUCCCUGGUUUUGUGCAAGCUAUUAGCUGUUACUGCUUUUCACCCAAAGUUUGGAGCCUAUGUUACCUAGGACUUGUGGAAUUUAUACUGAAGCGCCUUAUAUCAAGUCAACAGUUUACUGUUGGUAUAUUAAAGAAGAAAAGUUUUAUUUGUAAGGAGGCUUAGAGAUAAUGUUUCAUAAACUCAUCAGGGGCAUGCAGUGCUUGUAUGUUCAAUUUAAGUUCCAACAGCAAACCACAUUAAAUUAUUUGUUACAGUAUCUCAGAGCUCCAAUGUGUUUGGGUUCCAUCUAGUGGCACUAUGUAUUAGGCAGCUAAACACAGUUGAAUAAAUAAACCACAGUACUAAACUU